This is a messenger RNA of Gadus macrocephalus (Pacific cod), 2987 nucleotides long. RefSeq names its product claudin-10-like. Bases 1628 to 2224 code for a protein of 198 amino acids. The transcript has 4 exons. Gene Ontology annotation, biological process: cell adhesion; bicellular tight junction assembly. Gene Ontology annotation, molecular function: structural molecule activity. Gene Ontology annotation, cellular component: bicellular tight junction; plasma membrane. The record is from RefSeq and is a predicted model, not a curated record. Lineage: Eukaryota; Metazoa; Chordata; Actinopteri; Gadiformes; Gadidae.
CAUAUUGUAACUUAUUUGAACAGUUUGGUCUUUGUUUGUGUGUGUGUGUGUGUGUGUGUGUGUGUGUGUGUGUGUGUGUGUGUGUGUGUGUGUGUGUGUGUGUGUGUGUGUGUGUGUGUGUGUGUGUGUGUCUCCAACAGAUCAAUUUUCUAAUGUCCCACUAUUUGUUUUAAUUCGAGCGUCAAGACAUUCCGCCACUUGGGGGCAGUAUGGCUUUAUCAGUCUGUUAAGCUAAAAAUUGUGUUUCUACUGCAGAUGCAUCUUAUAGAAUUAGGUGUAAUAGGAUUUUGGUAACUGCACCAUCCCGCAAUAUUAUUAUUAUAAAAAAGAAGAAGAAGAAGCACAAUUUAUAAACAAUUAUAAUAAUGCAUUAUUAGUAUAAUACACAACUCAAUUAUAAACAUUUAAAUAAUGAUUUAAAUAUUAUUGUGUAGGUGUGUUUUGUGUCCACAUUUACUAUAUUCUGUGAGACUUUGUUAUCAGGCAAUUUGACAAGAUGGCUACUAUCUGGAUCACAUUGUCUACAACUACUAGUUAAUAUUAAUAAUAAUAAUAAUAAUUAUCAUCAUUAUUAUAGAUAAUACAUUAAAAACAUCAGAUACACUUGGCAGUAAAACAUGAAAAUAAGAAACAACAAGGAAAUCAAUUUGAAAUAGAAACAAACUUAAGUAGGGUAGAAAGGAGUUAACCUUGACAGAAAGAAGAGACAAAUGAAGAUACAUUGAGUGCACAGAUACAAAAGUAUCCAGAAAUCUAAAGUUGAAAGCAAAGGCUUGGAAAUGAGUACAUAUUGUUACAUCUGAUUAGAACAAACGUAGAGUGUUUGUGUCUGUGUGUGCCUGUUUUGGUGUGUUUAUUUGUGUGCGUGUGUUUGUAAGCAUUUGUGUAAGCGUGUGUGUGAGAGUGCGCAAGAAAGAGAGAGAGAGAGAGAGAGAGAGAGAGAGAGAGAGAAAGAAAGAGAGACAGAUAAUUCAGCAGACGAAGUUUGAGAGAGCGAGUGAGAGAGAGAGAGAAAGAUUGAGAGAUAAGGAGAAAGAGUUUCUACCUCUCAACUAAAUCCAAGGUCCCGACUUUGACCAUUAUUUUCAUUGAGGCUGACCAAGGAGUAAGAGUGAGAAACAGAGACAGAGACAUAAGAGAGACAGCGACAGAGGGACACACAGAAUGGACUACUUUUAAUUUCAACAUUUUUGGAUGAUGUAGUAUGAUGAUUUUGAUUAUUUACAGACAUUUUCUCUCUUACUUUUUGUAGCAUAUUACAAUCACUUAUGCGCUUUGGCAUAAUACAUAUCCCAGGCCAUUUAAUAACUUAGAUUUGACCUGAGAAAGAGUGAGAUAGAGAAACCGAGAGAGAGAGAGAGAGAGAGAGAGAGAGAGAGAGAGAGAGAGAGAGAGAGAGAGAGAGAGAGAGAGAGAGAGAGAGAGAGAGAGAGAGAGAGAGAGAAGAAACAAAGAGAGAGAGAUAGAGAAACAGAGAGAGGGAGAAAGAAAGGAAGGGAGUGAUAGAACCAGAGUAGAGAGAGAGAGAUAGAAAUUCAGAGGAGAGAGAGAGAGAGAGAGAGAGAGAGAGAGAGAGAGAGAGAGAGAGAGAGAGAGGGAGAGAGAACUAGAGGAGACAGAGAGAGAGAUGGGCCACAUGGCGACAGAGAUCGUGGCGUUCCUCCUCAGCGUGUCGGGCUGGAUCCUGGUGUCCUCCACGCUGCCCAUGGACCACUGGAAGGUGUCCUCUGUGGACGGCACCGUCAUCACUACGGCAACCUUCUGGUCCAACCUGUGGAAGACGUGUGUGACCGACUCCACCGGCGUGUCCAACUGUAAGGAAUUUCCCUCCAUGCUCGCCCUGGACGCCUAUAUCCAGCUGUGCCGGGGUCUGAUGAUCGCGUCCGUGUGUCUGGGCUUCCUGGGCUGCUCGCUGGCACUGGUGGGCAUGAAGUGCACGCGGAUUGGGGGCUCCGAGCCCACCAAGGCCCGGCUCACCGCCCUGGCCGGACUCCACUUUGUGCUCUGCGGGCUCUGUUGCAUCACCGCCUGCUCCAUCUAUGCUCACAGGAUCACCACAGACUUCUUUGAUCCUCUCUUCAUUGCACAGAAGUUUGAGCUGGGCGGCGCGCUCUUCAUCGGCUGGGCCGGCUCCGUGCUGUGUGUCCUGGGAGGCCUGGUCUUCUGUCUGUCCCUGUCGGAAGGCUCCACAGUCAGGCAAGCUCAAUCAAUCACUAAUCAGUAGAUCGGUCAAUCAGUCAAUCGGACAAUAAAUGACUCAAAUAAGGAUUUUAAUGAUAUUUGUUUAUGCCUUUUGUCCCCUCCAAGACUCUUGGGAUUGUUUCAAGGGUCAUUCUUGGGAGAUUUUACUGCAUGAAUACAAUAUAGGGAAUCACUCUUAUUGCCCUUUGAGGCAGGCCUCUGUUUAAAGAGCGCUCUGGUUCCAGUCAGGGAAAAGCUGUGCAGUGACCCCCAGACCAACUCUGACCCCGAGGAGAGACGUGGUUCCUGGGGUGAACAGCAUGAUUUUCUUUUUAAUAUCCAUUAUGACAUGACUGUUUUCUUUGUUUCAGUUAAAUAACGACCUCAAUUAUCUAUGUGAAUGUCACCUUGGCAGCGAGGGCAAGAGAACCACUGCGGACAGAACACAGUUUGCUGUCAGGGUAGAAAAUUAUGGAAGUAGAAUUUAAAAGAAUUAAUACCAGUAGUAGUAUUUUAACCAUUUAAUUAUAUUUGUACUUUCAUUGAUUUAUGAAUAGCAUAUUAACGCUUGAUAGCGGGACAUCCUCAGCGCAGUUCGUCAAGGCAAAGGUUUCACUUGUUUGUACGUUCAUCUCAAUUUGAAUCACUUUAUUGUCGACCAUGCGACACCACAAGGUGUACACCCACACACACAGACACACACACACACACACACACACACACACACACACACACACACACACACACACACACACACACACACACACUCACACCAACACAUACACACACACGUAUACAUACAUACA